CGUUUAUUCAUUCCUUUCAAAACUGUCAAAGAGUAACUCUUUUCUACUUCUGUUGCUUCUGUCACUUAUGUCGAAGUAUUGUCGAAGAGAGAUCAGUGGUCGAAGUCGACCGUUGUGACGUAACCGUAAAUUUCGGUUGGUCUCGAGUGAGUUAUUUAAACUCUUGUGAUUAUGCCGGCGAACGGGAACACGCGGUGGUGAGCGGUAAGCACCGAAUGGCCAUGUGUUCUUGAUUUCUAGCGUUAACUUUCACAAUCUUGUUCGUGUCAUCUGAGUUAGCAUGAACACGUCCGAUUUCUUCAAGAAGCUCUGCGUCGGUGUCAAUUUCAACGUGUCCAAGUUUCGACCCGAUGCAGAGAGGUUUAAGCUGGUUAAAAAAACCGAAGAUAAGAGUUCCGAACCUCGCGAUGGAUCUCCUGACUCCUCGAAGGAUCAUGCGAACGGACCUGGUGUUUCCAAAUCAGGGGUGAAGCGCAAAAAACCUGGGUUCGCCGACAUCAACGCGAACGAGACAACGUCUAACCAGGCGAACCCGACGAGAGCAUGCAAGCGACAACGAAUCAGGGCAAAGGGCACAGACGUCCCGGAGCUGCUGUCGUCCUUCGAGGAGCUGGCUCCACGUUACAAGCUGUCGCAGACGCUGUUGAGGAACAUUGCUUCGCUAGGAUACAAGGAACCAACGGCCGUGCAGCGUCAAGCCAUUCCCGCCAUGCUUGAGCGAAGAGAGCUACUCUGCUGCGCGCCAACCGGUUCCGGCAAGACAGCUGCAUUUCUUGUUCCCAUCAUCGGACAACUGCAGCGACAACAGUCUGGCAAGACCAAAGGCGACGGCCAGAGCGCGGGCGGCGGCGGCUUCCGUGCCCUGGUGCUGUCCCCGACGCGGGAGCUGGCACGCCAGACGUACCGCGAGUGCCUGCAGCUGGUGCGGGACACGGGGCUGAAAGUCUACCUGCUCAGCAAGCUGGCCUCCGCGCGCACACGCUUGGCGUCGGCUCAGCACAAGCUCGACAUCCUGGUGUGCACACCCAAUCGCUUGCUGUGUCUUAUCCGCGGUGGCAUCUUGGAGCUAAACAGGGUGGAGUGGCUGGUACUGGACGAAUCGGACAAGCUGUUCGAGGCGGCCGGCGGUGCUCGCGGUUUCCGGGAGCAGUUGGCACGCGUGUGCCAAGCAUGCAGCGGGAGUCCCCGGCUGCGCAGAGCCCUCUUCAGUGCCACGGCGACCCGCCAGGUGGAGGACUGGUGUCGGCUUCACCUCGACGCUCUGCUUACGCUCACUGUCGGCAUACGGAAUGCCGCCGCAGAUCUGGUCGACCAGGAACUCCAAUUCGUGGGCAGCGAGUCUGGGAAGCUGCCGGCGUUGCGAGCACUGGUCAAGCAGGGCCAGUUGCAGCCCCCAGUCCUAGUCUUUGUCCAAAGCAAGCAGCGGGCCAAGGAGCUCUUUGCGGAGCUGGUGUAUGACGGCAUCAACGUCGACGCCAUCCACUCGGAGCGGCCGCAGCUGCAGCGGGACCGGGUGGUCCAGGGGUUCCGGGCAGGCCACAUCUGGGUGCUCAUCUGCACCGAACUCCUGGCCAGGGGCCUCGACUUCCAAGGGGUCGGCCUGGUGCUCAACUACGACCUGCCGCCCUCCGUCGUGUCCUACGUGCAUCGCGUCGGGCGCACGGGACGGGCCGGCCACAGGGGCCGCGCCAUCACCUUCUUCACCGAAGACGACGUCUUGGAAGGACGCCUCCGAAGCAUUGUGCAGCUGCUGAGGGAAUCUGGCCAGCCGCUGCCUGACUACUUACUUGGAAGCAAGCCAAAGCGGCGGCAGAGGCAGAGUCAGCAGAGCGUAGCUCAGAGGGACCCCAUCUCGGAUGCCAGUCUGGAAAAACAGAAGAAGAGAAAACGUGCAAAACGAGCGCCGGGCAAACAGACUGCAUCUCAAUGAGCCCGCUCCCGUGAUGUACCACGCCUGCUUCAAUCAUGGCAGCAGUGCCUCGCAAGACAAGUUCUGAGUUGACCUCACUGCCAUUUGUGUUCUAAAGACUUGAUCCUCUCGUCCAUCUUGGUCAACGUGGAAGUGCUAUGGAACUAAAACAAGUGGUGAUGCUUUGGUGACUGUGUCUCCACUGUUAUGUUUGUUGCACUUUAUAAAAAAAAAGAAAAACAAGUGGCUGGA
Ixodes scapularis (black-legged tick) is the source of this 2161-nucleotide messenger RNA. It is a transcript of the gene ais, whose product is annotated as probable ATP-dependent RNA helicase DDX52. The transcript has 12 exons. Gene Ontology annotation, molecular function: ATP binding; nucleic acid binding; RNA helicase activity. The coding region runs from base 281 to 1930 and encodes 549 amino acids. The record is from RefSeq and is a predicted model, not a curated record. Gene Ontology annotation, biological process: maturation of SSU-rRNA. Lineage: Eukaryota; Metazoa; Arthropoda; Arachnida; Ixodida; Ixodidae.